UGGGCCCAGGACGUGAGUCGGCGGGUGACGACGUCGGGGGCUCACAGGCUGCAGAGGGAGGUGGCACUUCAAGAUGGCGGCCUGAGGCUGGAGCCCGGGACCCACAAUGCUCUGCGCUCCCUCGGGCGGCCCCGAGAGCCUGCUGCUGGCCGUCUGCGUCCUUGUCCUCUCCGCGUUGCCGGGACAGUCCUCCCUCGUGACCCAGGAGCUGACGGAUGCGCCAUCGCCGGCGUCGCCCACCCCCGGCCUGGACCUGGAGUUUGACCCGCGGACGAUGACGCUCCGUUGGAGCUGCCAGGAAAACGCCACCCGCGCCACGUGCCGCCUGAGUCACAGGGAAAUGGGGGACAUUAAAGUUAAUGCGGAGGCCGAGUCCUGCCAGUGCACCUUUACCAGGGUCGCCCUGCACAGAGGCGCCACGCUGAAGGUCAGCACCACCGUGGACGGGGCCCCAGUGCAGGAGGAGCUGCCCUUCAGCAACCCAGGUGCACAGGGCACCGCCGCCCGGAACUUCUCGUGCGCCAUCUACAGCGCAGCCUUCAUGAACUGCACCUGGGCCCCUGGCCCUGCGGCCCCCAGCGACGUCCAGUAUUCUCUGUACAUGCGACAGUUGAAAGCUAACAGUGAAAGUAAUGAAACCGAAUGUCCCCAUUACAUACCAGACUCGGGGACCCACAGGGGCUGCCACCUGCGAGACAUCUCCAAGUUGAAGUACAGAACUUUCUUCCUGGUGAACGGGACCAGCCGGGGGACCGAGAUCCAGUUCUUUGAUUUGAUUCUGUCGACAAGGGAGAUGGAGCAGAUCAGUCCCCCGGACAACAUCAGCGUCCAGUGCAACGCGUCUCACUGCGUCCUCCAGUGGAACCAGCCCAGGACCAAGACCUACCUGACCUACCUGGACUUCCAGUAUCAGCUGGGCAUCCGGACACAGAACACCGAAAGAGCCCGUGGUGACAAUUCAGUGAUCAACGUCUCUGGGGAAGUGCACAACGUGUGCCACCUGCCCAGCCCGGAGCCCAGAGGCCCUCACAGCCUGAGGAUCAGAGCCGCGGACUCCCGCGGGGGACCCUGGGGUCACUGGAGCCGCCCCGUGGAGUUCGGUUCCCGGGGACAGGAGGGCGGCCUCCUGCACGUCUACCUGCUGGUGGUCCUGGGGACCCUCGUCUGCGCCCUGGUCCUCGGCUUCCUGCUCAACAGGUCCCACGGGCUGCGCAGACUCUUCCCCCCGAUCCCUCAGGUCAAAGACAAAGUGACCCCAAACGAUCAAGUGGACCACCAGAUGGACUGGGCACACGUGGCCACAGGAGGCAGCAAAGACGACCUCGAAGACGUCCUGACGGUGCAAGAAGUGAACUGAGCCGCAGGUGGGCACGGGGGGGACCCGUCCACCCCCCGAGAUGUCCGCAAGUUCUCCCUCCCGUCCUCCGUCGCCCGCGUACUGACCCUCGCUGGAGAAGUUUUCUAUUUUUUUACUUUUUUUGGAAGAAAAAGAUAUUUUUCUGAUAUUUUGCAAA
Marmota flaviventris (yellow-bellied marmot) is the source of this 1514-nucleotide messenger RNA. Its product is annotated as granulocyte-macrophage colony-stimulating factor receptor subunit alpha-like. The record is from RefSeq and is a predicted model, not a curated record. Gene Ontology annotation, cellular component: external side of plasma membrane. Gene Ontology annotation, molecular function: cytokine receptor activity; protein binding. Gene Ontology annotation, biological process: cytokine-mediated signaling pathway. NCBI's taxonomy places the organism in Eukaryota, Metazoa, Chordata, Mammalia, Rodentia, Sciuridae.